GUAAUUUGUAACAGUACGCUUCUGUUCAUAUUAUUUAUUUCGUCCUCGAUAACUGUGCUGGUGCGCUCAGAACCAACCGUCGCGCCUCGCGCAAUGAACUACCCUUUGGGAACAGUUAACCGAAACUGCCUGCUUAACCGUGUAGCUUCAAUGCAUCUUCACUGCUAUGUACAUCGGAAACCAUCCACUCUCACCUCGCAUAUCGGCACACAUUCACAUGCCUCGCCUCGAGGCCUUAUACAGCUUAUGCAAGCAAUGCAGACACCGCACGAGGCAAUGGGUCAUGCACCCGGCUUAGGUACCACCGAUGUUCCACCUGAGACCGAUCUUGAGAAGGCCGCGCAGCGGGUGCGGGAUUUAGAGCAGCAAGCCAUUGAAUUGCACGAGCUCGCUCAGCGCUACAACAAAGAAGGCCGCUUUCAGGACGCCCAGGCCGCCUACGCGCGCAUGCACGAGCUGGAGGACGCCGCCAGCGCUCUGAGCACCCGCGUGGGCUGCGUGGCGUGUGUGCUUGGAGAGCGGGGGGGAGCGGGCGGGCAGGGGGAGCAGCCCUCCCUCUGCAGUUUGGAUCCGGAUGUGCUGCUGCCGUACCAGCACCUCCACCCCCUACCCCCCUUCAUGCAACACUCACCGCAGCAGCAACAGCAGCAGCAGCCACUGCUACAACCUACACCGCAGUUGCUAGAGGCGCCAGCAUCAGGAGCCCCGGCAGCAGCACCGGACAGGCACACUGAGGGGCCAGGCAUCGGGCCCGCCUCGGACUGGCUGGCUGCUCGAUGCGUGGGGAGUGUGGUGGGGUCCCUGCUGGGGGACGCGGCGGCCAUGGGGGUGCACUGGGUGUACGACACGGGCCUAUUGGAGCAGCUGGAGGCGGAGAGGAGCGGGGGAAGGAGCAGCCAGAUUGCUGCCGCCGUCACCCCCACUGCUGGCCCCACUCCCUCCGCUGCCGCCGCACCUCCUCCUCUCGCCCCCUUGGACCACCCCCUCCACUUCGGCCUAGAGUUCCAGGAUCCCCCCCGCAGCCCCUUCUACGCCUACCCGCCCGGCGCCAACUCGCCCUACGGCGAGCAGACUCGCGUGCUGCUGCGCUGCCUAGCGGAGGGAGGCGGGCUGCACUGCGGGGGCUAUGCGGCGGCCUUUGAGGGCGCGUUCGGUCCGGCCAGCGGCUUCAGCGGCUACCGGGAUGUGUCCACCAAGGCGUUCUUGCGCAACUACGCUCGUGGGCUGCCGCCGCCCCUCUCAGGCGCGGCGGACGCGCAAGCCAACUGCAUCGCCCGACUGGCCCCGCUGGUGGCCGCGUUUGGGGCCGCAGCGCCGCCGCCGCUUUCACCGCCUUCAACGCCGUCCCCGCCCCCUCCCUCGCAGCCGUUGCAGGGAGCUGCGGCUCCUUCGUCCUCAGCCCCAUCCUCCCCCUCUACCUGCGCUCCCGCUAGCAGUAUUGGUGUGCUACUGGAGGGUAGGCAGGUGGAGGAGGAGGGGCGACAGCAGCAAUCGCAGCAGGAAGCGGAGGCGGAGACGCGCGGGCUGUUGCUGCGGUGUGUGGAGCUGGCCACACGCGUCACUCAGAACUCGGACGCCGCUGUGGCCUGGGCGUGUAUUGGCGCGGUGGUGCUUGAGCAGGUGCUGCUGGGGGCGUCAGCGGAGGAGGCUGUACGACAUGCCGUACAAGACCUGCAGUCGCCGCAGGGCCGCCUGGCGCCCUCUUGCGGCCCGCUUGCUCCCGAGCUGGCAUCUCACCUGCUCCGCGUCCUGGAGCUCCGUACGACUCCUGUACCGGAGGCGGUUGCCGUACUGGGUCGCAACUGCCACAUGCCCAACGCGCUGCAGACGCCGCUCCAGGUGGUGCUGUACACAGAGCACAUGGCCUCGCAGCUGAGCAGCAGCAGCAGUGCCGAUACCAGGCCGAGCAAUGACAGUAACGGCAGCAAUGGGAGCAGCAGUACAGUGUGUGGCGGGAGCGGUGAGGGUACGAGCAGCAGCAUGCAGACGGAAUUGACCAGCCCCAGCAGGGGGGCUUCCCUGCCUCCUGAGGCCUAUGUGUGGGGGGUGCGGCUGGCAGUGCGGGAAGGGGGCUGCUGUGCCAGUAGGGCUGCGUACGUGGGAGCUUGCUUGGGGGCUAUGGUG
Molecule: messenger RNA, 2124 nt
Organism: Astrephomene gubernaculifera
Lineage: Eukaryota; Viridiplantae; Chlorophyta; Chlorophyceae; Chlamydomonadales; Astrephomenaceae
Source: the annotation of a GenBank genome assembly